This is a messenger RNA of Neohortaea acidophila, 1552 nucleotides long. RefSeq names its product aspartic peptidase domain-containing protein. The record is from RefSeq and is a predicted model, not a curated record. The transcript has a single exon. Gene Ontology annotation, molecular function: aspartic-type endopeptidase activity. Gene Ontology annotation, biological process: proteolysis. Bases 236 to 1486 code for a protein of 416 amino acids. NCBI's taxonomy places the organism in Eukaryota, Fungi, Ascomycota, Dothideomycetes, Mycosphaerellales, Teratosphaeriaceae.
UCCUUCUCACGGUAACAGAUACUUUCUUUUCUUUCUUUCAACUUUCCUCGUUGUGCCGCCGAUCGAAUCCAAUCUCUUCCAUUCGUUAUCUCCCUGGUGGUUGAUAGUCUUUCUUUGAUCUGAGAGCAACUCUUCGAUAGAGGCUCAUCACCAUCAUUCGCAUCACCAGAAGCCGACGCUCCUUUGCAAUCACCAGCACGAUCUCUUUCAACAAUCCUUGCCCGCGUCGACCACCAUGCAUUCGACGCAUCUUUUCCUAGUCAUUGCCAUCAUCGGCACGCUCGCGCUGGCCGCACCAACACGUCGCUCACAUAACGGGCCGGGCAAACACUCCUUCCGCAUUCAUCACAAAGGCCGGCCGACGCUAUCAGCACACGAGGCGCUAGCGCACGCAUACCGCAAACAUGGAUGGGAUUUCAAGUGGGAUUCCAGCAGCUCUCUUCAGUCGACUGGCGAUGCGAACGAAUCUGACAACUCCACCACGGGGAGCUCCGGCGGAGGCGAAGUGACCGCGACACCCGUGCAGCAUGAUUCUGCCUACAUUGCUCCGGUCAACAUUGGCGGCCAGGUCUUGAAUCUCGACUUCGACACUGGCUCCUCCGACCUAUGGGUAUUCAGCACCGAGCUUGCGCAGGGCGCCGGUGCCGGGCACACUUUGUUCGACGCGUCGAAGAGCAGCAGCUUCGUCGACUACCAGGGCGCCACAUGGUCGACGCAUUAUGGCGAUGACAGCUCUGCCUCUGGUAGUGUUGGCUUCGAUACGGUCUCUAUCGGCGGCGCAACAGUUGAGAAGCAAUGCGUGGAGCUCGCUGAGCAGACCAAAGGCUUCGAAUCGCUCCGAAAGAGCGACGGCCUGGUUGGGCUCGCAUUCUCCUCACUGAACCAAGUCAAACCACAACCGCAAAACACGUUCUGGGAGAAUCUUCUCCCUCAACUCGAUCAGCCCGUCUUUACCGCCGAUCUGGACGAGAAAGCGACGGGCAGCUACGAAUUCGGCACCAUCGAUACCAGCAAGUUCACCGGCGAUAUUCAGUAUGCCGAUCUUGCCAGCAACAUCGGAUACUGGCUAGUCGAUUCGCAAACUUACAGCAUUGGCGGCAGUCAAAGAGAAUGUCAGCUGUGCAACCCGGCCGUCAUCGACACCGGCACCUCUCUCCUCCUUGCCGACGAAGAUGUCGUCACGGCAUACUACAAAGAAGUCGAGGGCGCGCAGUAUUCUCAGUCCACCGGCAUGUUCAGCUACCCAUGCUCUUCCGAACUUCCCGAUCUGGGCCUGGCGAUUGGGAGCGGAUACACCGCUGUACUGAAGGGUUCGGGUCUCACGUAUGUCAAGGAGAACGGACAGUGUAUAGGUGGACUCCAAGUGGGUGCGACCACAUCCGGAUCCGUGCAAAUUUUUGGCGAUGUGUUCUUCAAGCAAUUCUUUGUGGUCUUCGACGGCGGCAAUUCGCGAGUCGGUGUUGCACCGAAGUCAGCAUCGACAUGAGUGUUGUGAACAAUACGCAAAGUCGAGUCUGAAACGCUUGCUUGCAGAAGUAGUGUCAAAAACUGA